CCCAACCAACGGUGUUCGCGUGGUGCUGCAAGAACCUCGCUAAAAGUUAACAAACAGUACUCGAUCGAAGCGACUUUGCUGCAGUACCCGCGAAAGUCCCUCUCGCUAGUUCGCUUGCGGUACUUCUUACGGUCUUAUUUAUUUAUUUAUUUUUUCAUAUCUCGCAAUCGCAAUAAAGUGUUUUAAAGUGCGUUAUUAACCUUAAAAAAACCAUAUUUUGGAUUAUUUCUCGUUCGGUCUUUAAAAGGUUACCUGAUCCGUUUGGUGCUAACUCAUCCAGAAUUUCCAUGAAAAAGCCGAAAGUGUCCAGUACUCAUCACUUACUUCUAAGGAUUCUUUUGGAUGUAAUGUAAGGUCUUUCCGUCUAAAUAUCUUAAAUGGUUAGAAAAAGGUUAUUUUUUCGGCAAAUAUGCUGCCUUCAAGGACCUUUUUUAUACCUAUUAGCUGGAUAGCAGGCUUACUCUGUAUAGUUACCGGGAUACCAUGGAUAGAGAACACCCAGGAAGUCCUAGAUACUUACCAUGACAUCGCUGUGUACAACGCAGUGGUGGAAUCGAUGAACGAAUGGCACAAAAGGCAAGAGCUCAGGAAAGCGGGAAAUAGAACUAAAAGGGAAGAACCUUCGGUUUGUUAUGAGAAACUCGGCUGUUUUGAUGCCUCUGGACCGUUUGGAUAUCUGGACAUGUUGCCCAGUAAGCCAGAUGAAAUCAAUACGAAGUUUCUUAUGUAUCCUGCAAGAAACAGACAAAGAAGAAGUGGUUCGGUCCCGACAGAAGUACCAUUCGAAAAAAUGGACGAGGCAUUCGAGUGGGCCAAAAGUGGCUUCAAUCGAAGCCUACCCACCAAAGUGUUGGUCCACGGCUUCGGCAGCGACUGCGGCUACAUUUGGGCCUACGAAAUCCGAAGUGCUUUGAUGGCUGUGGAAGAAGUGAACACGAUAUGCGUGGAUUGGUCCAACGGGGCGGCCCUACCCAACUACGUAAAAGCCUCGGCGAACACCCGUUUAGUUGGCAAACAAGUCUCUUUGCUCCUGAGGGGUUUAGUGGAGAAAAACGGGUUAUCCCUAUUAAACACCCACCUUAUUGGUUUCAGUUUGGGUGCACAUAUUGCGGGAUUUGCCGGGGCUGAUUUGGGGAAUCUUAGCAGGAUUACAGGUUUGGACCCCGCCGGUCCUUUAUUUGAAUCCCAAGACACCCGUGCCAGACUGGAUGAAACCGACGCGGGAUUUGUUGACGUCAUUCAUAGUAACGGUGAAAAUCUGAUUCUGGGUGGUCUGGGAUCAUCCCAGCCAAUGGGACACGUGGACUUUUAUCCUAACGGAGGUCGUAUGCAGAAGGGCUGUAGUCAUUUGUUCGUUGGGGCUGUUAGCGAUAUCAUUUGGUCUCCCGCUGUGGAGGGCAGAUCGUUGUGCAAUCACAGGAGAGCCACGAAAUUUUUUAUCGAUUCAGUCUCUCCUCGAUGUCAUUUUCCCGCUUUCCCGUGUGAUACUUACGAUAACUUUUUGGCGGGAAAGUGUUUUCCUUGUAGUGGAGACAGUAAGUGUGGCAAUAUGGGGUAUUAUGCCGAUAGGUCGAAAGGAAGGGGUCAGCUGUAUCUGAUUACCAGAGAAGAAGAGCCGUUUUGUGCCCAUCAGUAUCUAGUCAGAAUAGAAACGUCACCGAGUCCUUUACCAGUGAAGAGUUACGGAAAAAUCCAAGUGACUCUAGUGGGAGACUCUUACUUAAACGAAUCUUUUCUACUUACCAGAAAAGAAGACGAGGAACUAAAACUGGGUGAACCUGUAUCGAAAAUAGUGGUACUUCAUCCCCUUUUGUCCCAACCAAUCAAGAUCGAGGUGCUUUAUACAGCCUACAGUGGCUGGCUAUCUUCUGGCCUUAGCCAGUGGAAAAUCGAUAAGGUCAUGCUGAUGGACAGCUUUGGAAAAAUAUCCUCGGUAUGCAAAAAGAACUUUAUCCUGGAAUCUGGAAAGCCCGCAAUCUUACCACUGUACCCCAGAGACUGUGACAUCCAUAAAACUGACUCUUCUGAUAGUGAAGAGGAGAUUAAGCUGGACAAGGCUGAGAACGUGCAUGUCGGGUAUCUAAAUAGCAAAGAAGAAAGUACCAAUAGUCUGGAUGAUGUAGAAGCGGAAUCCAGUCGUGCCUUCAACAGUCGAGUGAUAAAAGCGGACAAAAUCAAUAAAAAUACUGAUGCUCUCAAUAGGGAAGUGGUGGAGCCUAUUUUGAAGCCCCAACCUACGAAAAAUGGCAGGGCACACGUAGAAUCUUCCAAGUCCAAAUCUGAGAUUUCUGAACCUAUAUUAGGGCCUACAACUGUGAAGAGUGUAGACAAAAGUACGGAGAAGACCAUAAAAAGAGAAGAAGAGCUGUUGAAGGGUGAAGAUAGGCCUGGAGACACUCGUAGGAAACCUGAAGAUUCCAAGUCGUUAAGGGAUCCAGCUGUUGGAUACGAAAGAUCCCGAAACCCAUCGAAUAACCCGAACCCCUUGGACGCCAUAGUCACCACCGUACAAUUUCUACCCCAACGUCUGGCCCGAAUGUUCGAACAAGCAGAAAAAUACGCGAGAGAAACCUUUUUGCCCUUAGUAAGCACCUACACCCCCAGGUUCAUUUCGGACUUCAUAGGACAACGUGGGGAACCCAAGUACGUCCCUUUACACUAUGAGGAAGACCAGGAGAUCCAGAAAACUGCUGAGUCUAAAUCUCCGGAUGCACCCAGUAACAUUCAGCAAAGAAGUAUCUCUAUUGCUAAUGGUUUCAAUCGAUUAUCUACUGACGAGGUGCUGACUACCCCCUAUACGCACAUCCAAAGGAUCAUCAAGAAGUCACAGAAGUCGAACAACGACGUUUUGGACGAUAGUGUGCCAUCAGAGUCCAGCAAUGUGGCUGUUAUUACCGAAAGUGUCACUCUAACAACCACCUUUAGCGAUAUUAACCCUAUUUUUCCAGACCCGAAUAAAAGGUUCAAUAUAAGAGUAGAUUACGGACAAAAUGGGAAAAACAAACGACAAAACCAGGAAAAUUCCAUAACUGGCUCCAGUAAACCGGGACCGGAGCCUACGUUGAUAGAAACGGUCGCGAAUGUAUUACAAAACAUCCCUGAUAGCUUUUCAAGGGCACUGAAUCAAUUCCAGAACUACACCAGAUCCAAUAUUUUGCCUUUUGUGCAAAGUUAUUCGCCAAGGAGCUUCGCUGAUCUUCUAUGGAUCAGACCUGCCCCAAAAACGACUUUAAACAUUGAAACUAAACAGGAGAACUCUAGUGAAAUGACACAGAGAACUACAAGAGUUCGUUUCACUCUAGAGCAAAUAGAUCCACCAGAAAAUGUCAAUAAAACAAGUAAAAUUGUUACUGGUCCAAAUGAUGUUUUAAAAACUACUUCUAAGAUUCAAACUACUACUACUUCCUCUAAUACAGCAGCAGAUAUUUCAAGCACAUUGUCCACGCCUUCUAAAGUUGAAACUUUUACCAAAAUGACUGGCUCAGAUCACCCUACAAUUGCUACUUCAUUGCCCACAGUAACAACAACAUUAUUUAAAGAAUUUAGCACUUAUUCAACAUCUUCUAACCUUGAAGCUUCUAGUAAAACGACUGAUUCAAAUCAACCCACAACUGAUUCAUCAUUACCUACAGUAGUAUCAACAGUAGCAGAUGCUCCUAUUGAAUUAACUGAUGUAAAUCACGAUACAACUACUUUAUCAUACUCUACAGAAGCAACGACAUUAGUAGUAGAGGAUUCUAGCACCUAUUCUACAUCUUCUAUCAUUAAAGCUUCUAGUGAAACAACUGAUUCAAAUCAACCGACAAUUGCUCCAUCAUUAUCUACAGUAGUAUCGACAUUAGCUUCUACGUCUUCCACGGUUAAAACUUCUGAUGUCUCUCCUGCAACUUCUCCAUCAUUAUCUACAGUAGUUGAUGAAAAAGUGGGUGCGCCUUAUUCUACUGAAACUCCUUCAGUGACUGGUGAAACUUCAGAAGAAUAUGACAGUAUGCAAAACGAGAUCUUAAAACCUUACCGUAACUCUCCUGUUAUUAAAAUAUUAACAACAAAGUCUCCAGUAUCCAAGAAAACUAAUUAUAUCCAGAGAAUUCCUAAAAGAGGUGAACAAUGGCUGUAUACUCUACCCCAGCCCUUCACCAUAGUGAUAGAUCCAAGGGAUUUAACUACGGAGGUCCAGAAAGCUAUCUCUACUACUACGACCGUACGACCAAAAGUGACAAAAUAUCAGUCGUACAUUCAAAAAAUACCCAAAAAGAAAAUCGUGCAGAAUUUUAAAUUUUUGAAAAAAGACCCGUGGGAGGGGAUGAUGGUUGUCGGACAGAAGGAUUUGCUAGUCCAGAGCCCUCAUGGGGAUAAUAUGAUAUUAAGGGUGUCAAACGAUGGAAGAUUUAUUGUUUGAAAAGGGAGAAGUUUGAGUCUGGCCUAGAGUAGUUUAACCUGUGAAAAUAGCCGCCAUCUUUGAAAAAUUAAAUGAAAAAAAAUAGUCCGAAUUAAUGUGCAGUUAUAUUGUAUUUUAUAACUCAUGUAAUGCAAAUUUAAAACGUUGUAUUGCAUGCCAUGCCCCCCUAUCCAUUAAUUUUGUUUUCCAAGAUACGUCAUUUUAAAAGGGCAACUGUCAUUGGCGUCAUAUUUCAGUACGUGUUCUAUUUGACAUUGACACAAAAGACAAGUGACAAAACCUAAGGUUAUGUUUAGAGUCAAGUGGUUUCAAUUCAGAUCUCCAAAAACCGAUAAAAGACUUAGAAAAACUGAUUAAACUUCUCUCCAUUAACCACUUUAAUAAAUGUUAACCUAGAAAUUUGACAUUGACAUGUCAACGGGCUGUAAGGUCAAGGUUAUAUUUACAGUCAACCAGAUAAAUCUAAGUAAGUACAGUAAACCGAUAUUUCCAAAAGCCGAUAAAAGACUUAGACAAACUGAUUGGGAUACUUACCAUUAUCCGAUUCAGAAAUCUUAAUUAUACAAUUAAAGUCUAAUAUUCAAUUACAUCACACAUAACCUACUCUAUUUGACAUUGACAUCUGUCAAGAGUCUGUAGAAUCAUGAUUGACAAGUGACGUCUGUCAAAUCCUUGAGUGUGAAAGUGCCUAUAGAGGACAGUAGAAAAGCACUCUCUAUUAGCGAAACCAUGAGGUAACUAAAGUCAAAUUUGAAUUUUCUUGGGAGCAAUGGAAGCAGAGUAGUUCAAAGAAGAUUUCUCAAAAGCUAUAAAAGAAACAAAAAAAAUAAUAAGCGACACUUAACUUAUAGGUAGUUUCUUACAAGCAAUUAGUAAUGUUUUAUUAGUUUUAUUAUAGUAGUAACUUAUUGUUAGUUUAAGAUCUGAAAUGUACCUGCCAAAAUAAAUUAAAUUACGUCAAAA
Molecule: messenger RNA, 5362 nt
Organism: Anthonomus grandis grandis
Lineage: Eukaryota; Metazoa; Arthropoda; Insecta; Coleoptera; Curculionidae
Exons: 15
Coding region: 410-4399 (1329 amino acids)
Biological process (GO): lipid metabolic process
Molecular function (GO): lipase activity
Source: RefSeq, a predicted model, not a curated record